GAUUUGUGGUUUUGACAGAUGUAACGAGCAGAAAUUCACUUCUUUGUGAAAACGUUUUAGAUUUUUUCCCUAUUUUAUUCUGUUCGCUUCAAUUUUAUUUUUGGUAGUGGUGUAUUAUCUAUAUCACCAUGGUCAAGGCAAAGUCCAAAACUCAAAUGAUGACUCCCGAAGAAAAAGCAGCAAGAGCUGUAAGGGCACGAAAGAGAUUCAGGGCAACUGCUAGGUUAGCUCUGGCAAAUCAAUUUUGGCUGGAGGACUUCUCAGAUAUGAAAUUAGGAGAGAACGUUAUGAGAAAUAUAAGACUUUUGACUCAAAAAUCGAAAAAGAAAAGCAAUUUUACAAUAGAGCAAAAACGAAUUAUGAGCACUCCGAAGGAUCGACGAACUGAGGAGGAGAAAAAAAAGUUACACCGAGUUUUGGGUGGGUUGAAGUGCUUCCGAAGGUAUCCGAAUAGUGUGAAGGAGCAAUUGGCAGAGGUUACGUAUUUUCGAUAUAUACCCCCUAAGAGGACCAUCGUCAGACAGGAUGAUGAUGCAAAAGCGCUGUUUUUUCUCCUUUCCGGUGAGGUGGUCGUUUACAAAACAGUCUUCGAUUCAGUAUUGAGUGAAUGGGUCACUCAAGAAGUUGGAACAAGAGAAGCUGGGUCUAUGUUUGGGGAGGUUUCCUUGUUGCACGGUGUCAAAAGAACUGCUACUGUCGUAACUUCAGAUCAUUGUGAGAUGCUGGUGCUACAUAAAGAAGACUUCGACUCCGUGUUGAAAUCUUCGGUGAUGGCCGAAUGGGACGAAAUUCGCCGAUGUAUGUCGAUGUUCACCUAUUUCAGCUCAUGGGAUGAAAUGACCCUAAGGGAUUGCUGCAUCCUUUCUAAGGUCAAGAUAUACGGCGUUGAAGAACUUGUUCUUGGGGAGGAUAUGGGCGAUAAGAGAUAUGUGUAUUUUAUAAUCGAGGGUCAGUGUCAUCUAGUCGAAUACAUGGAUAUGGAAGUGACAGAGGUGGGCUGUAAGAAGUCGUAUAAACUACUGAGCAGUAUCGAUGAUCACCUUACUUCUGGCGAAAGGGAUAAAUUCGGCGAAGCUUCAACGCAACUUUUAAACGAACGUCAACUGUCGGAGCUGUCAUUGUCUGAUGAAAAUCUACACAAGAAUCAGAGCAAGUAUGUAUCUUUCACUGAUCCAAUGAAAUCUCGCCUCGAAGUUGUUACGAAAUCAAUCAAGACACACUUCAUAAGGGUGGGGACGUUCAACUCCCUAGCUACAUUCAACAUUGGCGAGAACUUCAUUAGACGCUUCAUUAUAACUUCGAAAAAAACCAAGAUACUCCUGAUACCACGCUACUGGUUGAUACAGAAGAACAAAGAGAUCUGGACUCAUAUAAGACAAUUUCUGAAUCAGAGAUUGCCGGACACAAGAUCGAUUUUUCACGAUUUCAUUCAACAGAAAAAGUGGCAUUCCUAUAAGAGGGGUCUGGUGGACGAAAUACUUUCCAACUGCAAGAAGGUAAACCUGAACAACAUUCACAAUGUUCCAUACAGCAUUCGAAUGCAGGAAGAUAUGACCUAUUACGAAUGUGCCGAAAGGAAGAAAAAGAAAUAUGUCCAUAGCUAGACUGCUAUGCUCUUCACAGAAUUCGACUUGGUUAGGGUUCUAAAAUGACGUGCAAGUCAUUUAUAGGAAGUAUGAGGAUGAAUUUUAUUAGGUUAUAAGAUGUCUUCGGCUAAAUAUUGGUUAUCCAACAUAUAAUCCAAUUAAAUAAUGAAUAUAUGAGG
Messenger RNA from Harmonia axyridis, 1765 nucleotides. RefSeq names its product cyclic nucleotide-binding domain-containing protein 2-like. NCBI's taxonomy places the organism in Eukaryota, Metazoa, Arthropoda, Insecta, Coleoptera, Coccinellidae. The record is from RefSeq and is a predicted model, not a curated record. The transcript has 7 exons. The coding region runs from base 129 to 1604 and encodes 491 amino acids.